GUUGCAGAGAGAGAGAGAGAGAGAGAGAGAGAGAGACGAUAGGGGGGAUUGGAGAGAGAGAGCUUGAUUCCAGCGACGGCCACAGCUUCAAUGGCAUCAAUGUCUACCAAUCACUGCUACAUGAAUUACUACAAACGCCACAGUGGCUCUCUCCUUCCCCGCAUCAUAGCUUCUCAGCAGCAGCAGAACAAAUCUACAGACAAAAUGAAUCGAAGGGAAAUAAUACUCAGGAGCAGUGAAAUUGCAGUGAUUGGAGCCAUUUUCCAAUUCAGCGGAACAAAACCUGAUUACUUGGGGGUACAGAAGAACACUACUAGUCUGGCUCUAUGUCCAGCCACUAAGAAUUGUAUAUCAACUUCUGAGAAUAUAAGUGAUCUCACUCACUAUGCCCCACCUUGGAAUUACAACCCUGAAGAGGGGCGCGGACGUAAAAAGCCUGUGAGUAGAGAAGUGGCAAUGGAGGAGCUUCUUCAAGUGAUAAAAUCUACAAAACCAGACAAGUUCACGCCGCGGAUAGUUGAGAAGAAAGAUGAUUAUGUGCAUGUGGAAUAUGAAAGCCCUAUAUUGGGGUUUGUUGACGACGUUGAAUUUUGGUUCCCACCGGGCAAGAAAUCAAUUGUAGAGUACCGGUCAGCAUCUCGCCUGGGAAACUUUGAUUUUGAUAUUAACAGGAAAAGGAUAAAGGCAUUGCGGCUGGCUUUGGAGAAGAAGGGAUGGGCAUCAGAAGAUAACCUAUGAGGAGAACAAUAAUAGAUUGCUAACUGUCUAUUCCAUUCGAAGUAUAUGAAUCAAGAAUCAGAGAAAAAGAAAAUCAAUAAUGUCUGUUACCGAAUGAAUACAAAGGAAUUGGCUUAUUUUUACAAGAUCUACAUUUUACGUU
This is a messenger RNA of Cornus florida, 880 nucleotides long. RefSeq lists its product as uncharacterized. The transcript is spliced from 7 exons. The record is from RefSeq and is a predicted model, not a curated record. The coding region runs from base 91 to 738 and encodes 215 amino acids. Lineage: Eukaryota; Viridiplantae; Streptophyta; Magnoliopsida; Cornales; Cornaceae.